AGCGCCAGGGGCGUGAGAUGACAAAUUCACGGAAAAGAUUAAACUCUAAACCCUACUAUGUUUAAAUUGAAGUAUGUUUAAAUAUUCUUUAAGCGCAAUGUUUGAGGCCGCUGCCACUAGUAAAAGAAGUUAUUCCGAUCAAUCUAUAAAGGGAUACAUUACCGAGAGAACCUGCUGGUGGAACGAAGUGUGCAAGGAGGAGUUUCAAAGGCUGUUCCGAUGCAAGUGCCCUUCCUGGUCGUACUGCCGAAGCCCUGGCAGAUACUACAACGCCGUUUGCUCGAUGACUGAGACGGGAUACAUAUGGGACCAACCAAACUCCCAAUGGAGAGGCCAAUGAUCAGAUGCCCAAUUUCAAUAUCACAUGAUUAUUCCACCAAUAUUUUUUCUCCACAUUAUAUGUAAUAACGCCUUGGAAAAUGAAACCGCUUAAGUAUUUCCAAAUGUGCCAAGUUCAACGAAUACCUGAGACUGAUCUGAUGAAAUUUAAUCUUCUAUUUUCGUAUUAAGCCUUGAGAUGCCUUGUUUGUCUCCAAAUUAAAUGGAGAUAUGUUUUUUUCGUAUGACCAAUUUUGUUGAAAUUGUUGA
Messenger RNA from Nymphalis io (European peacock), 588 nucleotides. RefSeq lists its product as uncharacterized. NCBI's taxonomy places the organism in Eukaryota, Metazoa, Arthropoda, Insecta, Lepidoptera, Nymphalidae. The record is from RefSeq and is a predicted model, not a curated record. The transcript has 3 exons. Bases 74 to 340 code for a protein of 88 amino acids.